GCAUUUACACUGAUUGGAAAACCACUCCCCCAUUCUUCUUCAGUUCCCACAAAUUUAAUGCUUUUGAAUUUCAAUCCGGAGUAUCGUCAAGAACAACAAUGUCAGAUCCAGCAAUUCCGCCGCCCUCAUCUCCCACCAUUUCUUCAGUUUCUUCUUCCGAUCUCGAUACUGAGUCUACCGGUUCGUUUUUCCAUGAUCGGAGUAUUACCUUGGGGUCGUUGAUGGGAGUCACGUUCCCGGCGCUGACAUUCAGAGCUCCUUCGCAGUCUCGUCACCGGCAGGGCUCCGCCGAGGCAUCUAGAGAUGACGACGGCGCCAGGAGGAGGAGGGGGAAGAAGACGCCGAAAAGGAUGACCGGAGUGGCGGCCGGGGAGGAGGAGAUGCAUCGGCGCUGGAGGUGGUGGAGGUUUUGCAGGGAGGGGGACGGCGAUUACAAGCCUGCUUCGCUGGGGGAGUUCCUCGAGGCGGAGCGGAGGUUUGGAGAUGUGGCGUUUUACGGCGUCGUGGAGGCGGCGCAACCGAGGAACGGGCGAGGUUUGUUCGCGGACGGGAGAGUUCUGCCGCCUGCGGCGGCGGACGGGGAGUCUGGGGCGGCGGAGAGGUGGAGCUGCGGCGCGUGUAAGUUCUCAGUGGUGUCGCUGUCAGGGAUUUGCGCUGGUGCUGGAGCGGGUUGCGUCAGAUAAUUAAUUGGCCUUUUUUUUUCUCCCCACUUUUUCUUCUCGUGUUUAAUGAUUCAUUCACACCUGUACUUCGAUGAAUUGAUCCAAGAGGUCUGAGUAUUUAUUGGUGUAUAUUAUUGGCAAAUUUAUUAAUAUGGAUAUUUGUGAAUUUAUUAAAAAAUGAUAUUCCGUUGU
Cuscuta campestris is the source of this 854-nucleotide messenger RNA. Lineage: Eukaryota; Viridiplantae; Streptophyta; Magnoliopsida; Solanales; Convolvulaceae. The record is from the annotation of a GenBank genome assembly.